AUGCCGUCAACAGAGAAGUGUGAAGUGGGAUUUACUCACGGGUACUGCAAUCAUAUCCGCAAAUUGGGAAUCCACGUAGUCGCAAAUCAUAUGGAAGCGUCGCGCUCCGUGCCGCUGACUGUAAAUGAAAACUCCUUGAAGCAACUGAGUUCAAUUCUAGAAACUCUGCAACAGAAACAACCCAUACGGCCAACCACUUUGCCCUUUUAUCUGCGAUCGAAAGACGAGAAAGAAGUAAAGGCUGGAAAAUUUACGCUUGUUAAAAUACAGUUGAAAGAAAGGGAUUUACGACAAGCAAUACUUUCUAUUUUGAAAACAUGCGAUUUACCCACGACGUUCGUCGAUAAAAUCGAGGAACAGAAGCCAUCUGUCACGAAGCACAAAUCCAGGUUUUGGCAACGCGCAUAUUCUGGAGAAAGGAUAGACUUUUCAGAAUUGGAGGAUGAUCCGAUUUACGCGUCGAUUAUUAUGAAACGCAAGAUCAACGCAGAACCAGAUACAUUAAAGCCAUAUUUGGAUAAACACAUUAAUGAAGUACAUGUUAAAUUGGAAGCAUGUAGACCAAUGAGAGAGGAAGUGGAAAAAUUGGAGAAGGUACUAUGCAGCGAAUUGGGUCUGAAGGAUAUCAUAUGGGACUGUGGUUGGAAUAUCGCUCACUAUCGCGGCUGUUUAUUAGCCUUUCAAGCCUUAGCCGAGCAUCAUCCGGAAUCGAUGGAGGUGUUGAAGAAUCGUACUCUUGUAUUUGCGAAUGACACCGGUAUUAGUUUAGAAGGCAAUGUUAUGUUAAAUUCCGGAGAAGUCAGACACAAUUGGCUUGACUUAAUAAAAAACGUAAGAAAACAUGAUGCUGUGUUGUUGAAAUUGCCGGCGUUUGAGAAGACAGUGUCCCAAGUACUCCUCAAUAUUAAAGUCGGUCGACGGAAAUUCAUGCCUAAGGUAAUGGUCGGCCAGUAUGAGCGACAGCUGCGACAACUCACGACUAUGCUCUCGGAUUAUCGUGGUAAAAGAAAAUAUCCGAGUUCUUGGCCGGCCGAUCUGUCAGCUUACGAAAUUGUCAUCGAAGCUGAAGCAGGUCCUUUAAUGCUAUCGCCAACCGGACAAUUCAUCGUGCCAUCGUCGUGUCCGAGCUUCCUCUUGGUGAAUUUUAUUACCGAGAAUUUAGAGGAAGCUACGAAAAGAUUACAUCACUAUAAUAAUAUAAAGCACGUCGAGCGAGAACUUCAUCGUAAAACAAUCAAGGAAUUAGGUUUAGCUGCUCUCAACAAGGAUGACAGCAUUACACCAGAUUUAAUGAUACAAUGCUGCGAACGACUGCUUCUUCAUAAGAAAGAUCUAGCACCAUCGCUCGAGGGCGUCAUGCUUUGGGUUACUCAUUAUUAUUCUGUUAUGAGCGAUGGUGUUCUCUGUGUGCCAUGGGAUUGGAGGUUCUAACUUUCAACAAAAAUAAUAUAUGUUAGUGGUUAUUAUUUAAGCCAGUAGCAUAAGCGCAUCGCCAAUAAUCACGACAAAUGCAAAUAUUUUAUGAAUCCUGAGAUUUGCAAGUUACAAGUAGUAGUGGCAAUUUAGAACUAAUUAUCUAAAUGUAAAGCUACUACCGUAGAUUAUAUAACAGCCAUUAUAACUUUAUUUCAAUAAUUGCCAUGUGUCAUGCAGAUUGGAUGUUAUCAAUUUUUGAAAACAGUAACGAAUUUAUCGUUACUGUUAAUGACGAUUCUAAUUUCGUGAGAAUAACAAAAGCAUUUCGAGGAUGACUGUUCCAUGCGUGAUUUUUUUUUAAGAAAAUAAGAUAAAACAAUUGGAUAGAUAAAUGUAAACUAGAGCUCUAUAGAUUCUUAAUAACAAAAAGAUUACUAGUCUUGCGUAAGUUUUUAAGUCGGUAUUCAUAAUCUUAUUUUCAUAAGAUCAUCUUAAGUGAUACGAUUUUAAAUAUAAAAAUCGACUAUAAAUACCGAUCUUAGUUUAGCUUAAGAUAUUCGAUUACUAUAUGCUGUAGACAUGGACAAAUUGUACACAUAUAUUUUUUAAUUCAAUUCUAUACCGAUUCAAUUGUAAUGUGCAAUCUACAAUUACGUCCCAUUGAUGACGCAAUUAAAUCAUAUUUCGCAAUAAU
This is a messenger RNA of Pogonomyrmex barbatus (red harvester ant), 2110 nucleotides long. RefSeq names its product T-cell activation inhibitor, mitochondrial. Lineage: Eukaryota; Metazoa; Arthropoda; Insecta; Hymenoptera; Formicidae. Gene Ontology annotation, cellular component: mitochondrion. The record is from RefSeq and is a predicted model, not a curated record.